UAUCGUACGAAGUACUAAACGAGGUACCCACUAACAGUACCAUAAUACAUCUACCUGCCUCAAGCGCCGUAAUACUUUUAUCGUUUUUCUCUUCCAAUCGUUUCAUUCUCGUAUACGAGGUGUUUGGAUUGCCUUGCAGGAUUCGAUCUCAGGUUUGCCAUCAAAGUUCUUUUACGUUUAUAAUUUCGUUUUCAGAUUCCAAUUUCCGUCAAUGGGUUCGGAACCCACGAGUGCGAGGAUUAGACGUGAUUGCUGCUCGCUCGCUCGGUUUAUUCGUUUUAGAUUUCGACUUUUCGCGAUUCUUUUCUGGGAUGUUCAUAUGCUAAGCCAAUCGCGGAUGACUGUAAAUUAAAAGACAAUCCCUAGGGAUUAUUAUUUUGGAUUUCUUAGUGUUCUCUUUUGGUUAUAUGCACCCGAACACGAGCUAUUUGGAUGGUUCGCUGAGUUUAUGAAUUAUGGAAACGGAUGUGAAAUUGGCUCCUUGAUGCCCGUGGUGAUGUUUGAUUGAAAGAGUGUUAACUUGGCUCCUUUAUCUUUCGUUGUUGGAAUCUGAUCUAUCCAAAUCCCAUUUGAUUGAAUUUGCAUGAUCGUAAUUGCCUGGUUGGAUUCGGGAGUCCUGCUCAUUUGGCAUGUAAAAGCUGAUCUCGGGCGACCUGAACUUCCCUGCACUUACUUGGAUUUUGCGUUUGUAGUGGUCUUUGCCUUUGUGUCUGCCGGUCAUCCAAAUGCUGGCAAUGAUAUGAUGCUAUUGGUUUUAGAUUUACCCGACAAAUGGAUAGGAAGUUUGGGCUUAGUUGAUGUGUAACCCGUUGUUAAGCUGCAAACAUUUUGUGAAUUUCGUUUUUUUCUGAGAUUUUCUUGCUUUGCGUAUAUUCUAGCAUGAGUGUCAAGGCAGCAAAUGGUGUUGUGAAGAGACCAGUGUUUAAGAGAAUCAGCAGAGUACAGAAUUCUGACAGCAGGGUGUGUGUGUUUUGGCUUCAAGGGAAGUGCAAUCGAAGCCCUUGCAGGUUUCUACAUAAAGAAUCAUCCUCACUGCACCCUCAGCAGCCCGUUUCAACAACAUUUCAGAACAUACAACAUUAUACCCGACGCAUAAGCACCUGGAUGAAUCCUAAUCACAAAUAUGCCAUGAUAGGAACUUCUUUGAUGAAUGAGAAAAGUUCUGAACUUGAAAUUUGCUCAGAGACCCAGAAGAAAGUAUCAAUUACUAGAGGAACUGGAUUUCAUGCUGUAGAUCAAGCAAAACCUAAAACGAAGCCAUGCAAAUCCGGGGUUAAUGACAAUUGUGUCCUUGCGAACAAUUGCAAGGACUCCCAUGCAUGGUCAUCUGGCAAUGGCUUUUCUAUGUUGGCAAAGUUAGACGGGCACAGCAUGGCCAUUACUGGUAUCGCUCUUCCAUCUGAUUCCAGCAUGCUAUAUUCUGGUAGCAAAGACAAAUCAGUUCGCAUAUGGGACUGUCACAGUGGCCAGUGCGCUGGUGUUGCUCAGUUUGACCAAGAAAUAGGGUGCUUGGUAAGUGAAGGCCCAUGUGUUUUCAUUGGAUUACCAAAUGUCAUCAAGGCAUGGAACACUCAGACGAAAUUGAUGUGCGACUUGAGUGCAACUAAUGGGCAAAUUUAUGCAAUAACUGUGUAUGAAAAUAAGCUUUUUGCAGGAACUGAGGAUGGAACCAUUUUGGUAUGGAAGUUCAUCUCAGCGGAUGCAUUGCCUGAACUUGUUGCAUCACUGAAAGGUCAUAGUCUGGCUGUUUUCUCGCUUAUUGUUGGUGCAAAUAGGCUAUACUCAGCUUCCGGGGACAAUACAAUAAAAGUGUGGGAUCUCGAAACCUUACAAUGCUUGCAGACGCUACAUGGCCAUGUAGAUACUGUGAUGUCUGUCCUCUGUUGGGAUAGCUAUUUGAUAUCUGGCUCCUUGGAUAAGACAAUAAAAGUGUGGGCUGCAACUGAAAGUGGGAGCAUGGAAGUAAUCUAUGAACACAAGGAAGAAAAUAGUGUUCUUUCCUUUUGUGGAAUGCUUGAUGCUGAAGGGAAACCUAUUUUGAUCUGUUCAUGCAAUGACAAUACUGUCCUCCUAUAUGACCUCCCAUCGUUUUGUGAUAGGGGCAGAAUAUCUACAAAUGGGGAAGCUCAUAUGGUUCGAACAGCAAAUGGUGGACUCUUAUUCACGGGGGACAGAGCUGGACAGCUCUGUGUAUGGAAACUACUCGGACAGAAAGAGGAUACAAGACAAGUGACAGUGCCUCCUGAAUUAUCCCCUGGAUGUACUCCCUCUGUCUCUAAAUGCUCUUCCUCUCAUAUUUUAACCAUCUCCAAAAGAUCUUCUUCAUUUGUGAAGAUGAUCCCCCAAUAGAGGCUCGGUGCUUUGUCAUUGUCAUAUCAGCAAAUGAAUACAGGAAAUGUAUUUUGAACUCGAUUACAAACCAACAAUAUCUAGGGCUUCAAUUUAUGUGCAGUAACGUCUGCUCGUGUACAUUUAAAAAAAACAUUUAGCAGAUGGUUCUUUUUUCCUGUAACCUCUUUUCCUCUUUUUUCCCUUCUAAAGUUUGUAGAGAUCAUUUUGUGUUGGUUAAUGGAGUAAAUUUUAUUAGCGGAAAUGUGCAAAUAUAUCUUUGAAGUAUGUGGA
Messenger RNA from Cuscuta epithymum, 2622 nucleotides. The record is from the annotation of a GenBank genome assembly. NCBI's taxonomy places the organism in Eukaryota, Viridiplantae, Streptophyta, Magnoliopsida, Solanales, Convolvulaceae.